GUAUUUGACGACUCCCUGAUCCUGUCGGUUGAGUGGUUUUGCUGUGCUUCAACUCCAAGACGCGAGACGUCCACUUGUUUCGUGGCGCACAUUCGAAUCGUGAACUGCAUACCGGAAACCAGGUAUGUGUAGAGAACAGCUGGAAGUCAGAGAACAGAGAUCCUCCGAGCUUUGAGUUUUGCGCGAUUGCCUUCAAGUGUGUGUUGAUGUCUUCAGCUUCUUUGCCGACGGACUAUGAUCAACGCCUGCCUCCUGGGCAAUGCUGCCGAGGUGAGGCGUCUGCUCAACUCUCGAGCUGAUGUGAAUUUGCAGGAUGCUGAGAGGAGAACGCCGUUGCAUGCCGCGUCUUUCAAAGGAGAUCUGGACUGCCUGAGUUUACUGAUUCUCAGUGGAGCACGAGUGAACAGCAAAGACACCCACUGGAUUACUGCCCUGCAUCUGUCAGCGGCGUAUGGCCAUUCAGACUGCGUCAAGCUACUUCUGAAGCACCAUGCCGACGCUGCGGCCAGAGACAAGCUGUGGCAAACGCCACUUCACCUCGCCGCACAUAACAAUCAGCAGAAAGUGGUUGGCACGCUGCUUCAGCUGAGUAGCCAGAACGUAAACAUCACUGAUCGAGGUGGUAGAACUGCCCUACACCAUGCUGCGCACAAUGGACAUAAGGAGGUGGUCUUAGCCUUGUUGGAGAAAGGUGCACAGGCCAAUGCUGGUGACAAGAGAGAUCGCAGGGCGUUGCACUGGGCUGCAUCCAAAGGCUUUCUCGACUGUGUAAUGUGCCUGAAAGAAGCUGGUGCAGAGGUAGAUUGCUGCGACAAGCAGGGGUUCACUCCGCUGCAUGCUGCAGCUGCGGCUGGUCAGAUGGAAACUCUUGUUCGCCUUGUGGAGCUCGGUGCGAACAUCACGAAGAAAACAGUAGGUGGCAACACGGCAUUGCACAUCGGUGCUCACCGAGGUUUCCAAGAUGUUAUUCAGGUGCUGCUGGAGCACGAGGCGGACGCCGAGGUGGCAAAUGACCUUGGUCAGACGCCUCUCAUCCUGUCGGGUCUGUGUGCGGACGGCUUGCAGUGUAUGACGUUGCUCAUCCAGCACAAGGCGGACACGACUAAGCGUGACAAGCGAGGCCGCUCUGCGUUGCAUGAAGCCUGCAAGGCUGGUCACGAAGAGCAAGUUCGACUGCUGCUAGAGAACGGCGCGCAGGUGGAUGUAGCCGACGGCGAGGGGCAGGCAGCGCUACACUUAGCUUCUCGCUACGGCCAUGCCAGCGUGGUACAGUGCUUGUUGGAUAGCGGUGCGGACGCCAAUAGCAACGGCGGAAAGGACAGGAUGACGGCAUUGCACAUCUCAGCACUGUACGGGCAUUUGCAGUGUGCCAAGAUCCUACUGACUGCGGGCAGUGACAUCAGCCUCCUGGACGAAAGCGGGCGCAAUGCGUUGCAUGCUGCAGCGUGUGGUGGCAACAUUGAUAUUCUCGAGUUGAUCCUCAACCACAGUAUCAAUGCUCCGAUUGCCAACAAGCCACAGUCAGUCAUCAACUCCGAGCGUAAAACCUUCCUGGGUAUCGACGUCAACCAGGCUGAUAAGCAUGGUUGUACGCCGCUUCACUACGCGGCAGCGAGCUUAGCCACAGGUGAGCCUGGCAAGGGUAACGCGUCGAUGCGGGUCGUGGCACACCUGCUCAUGAACCGUGCCGUGCCGAUGCAGCGUGACAACAAGGGAUACACGCCUCUUCACUACGCCAGCCGCCGCGGUCACACUCUGUCGCUGCAGAUGCUGCUGGACAUUAUACAGCCGUCGGCGCACAAGAGCGGUAUGCCUGUCACGACACCACUACAUCUGGCGGCAUACUACGGCCACACGGAAGCACUCACCAUACUGCUCCACUCCAUGCUCGACUCCAGUCCCAAGGACUCGUUUGGGCGCACGCCGCUAGAUCUAGCUGCCUUCCGCAAUCACACACAGUGCUUAGAGACUCUGAUCAUUCGAGGUGCGUCGGUGGUCAACAAUGAUUUGGUCUCCGGUUCAACAGCGCUGCAUUUCGCCGCCAGCCAAGGCCACACGGAAUGCUUGCAGCUCCUACUGGACAGUAUGGACAAGUCGGCGCAGGUCGACGUAUGCGACACGAGCGGUCAGACACCGCUCAUGCUGGCCGCGCAUCACGGCAAGAUCGACAGUGCAAUGCUUCUCAUCGAGUACGGCGCCGAUGUGAACGCACUGGAUGUUCACAAGCGCUCCGCACUGCACCGAUGCUCGGCGACCGGCUAUGAGGACUGUGUCGAGGCUCUCCUGCAGAGCAACGUCGACAUCAACGCGUGCGAUGACAUUGGCCGCACGCCUCUCAUUCUCAGCUCCAUGGCCGGACACUCCAAUUUGGUCGGCGGUCUCAUACAGCUGGGCUCGUCCAUCGUAGCGCUCGACUCACACGGCUACUCAGCGUUGCAUUGGGCCUGCUACAAGGGCCAGUGCAGCUGUGCCGAGAUGAUUCUGGAUGAUGAUGGCUACGAGAUAUUCGAGCGCACCGUCGGCAAUUCCUUCUCGCCACUGCACUGCGCCGUUGCCCAGGGCGACGAGUCGACAGUGGAGAUCCUGCUCGACACACUGAGCCCAGACAUUGUAAAUGCGUGCGACACGCAGGGGCGCACUCCGCUGCACGUGGCGGCGCACGGGAACUUCGGCGAGUGCGUGCAGAUCCUACUAGGGCAGGCGGCCGAUGUCAAUGCCAGGGACAGCCACCAGUCCACUCCGCUCAUGCUGGCUGCCGAGAAGGGCCAUGUGUCCGCAUGUGAGUUGAUCAUCGGUCAACCUGAGGUUAACAUGAACAUUCAGGACGCCAACGGUCGAACCGCCCUCGCCCACAGCUGUCUGCAGGGCCACGAGGAAUGCGCAGAGAUCCUCCUGGAGAACUGCAGUUCGUCGGACAGCUGCCUGUCGGUGGCGGACAACAAUGGUGAGACCGUCAUGCACAUCGCAGCCAGGACCGGCCUUGUUGCGGUCGUCUCGGAGCUGCUCAGCAAGGGCGCCUCGGUCACAUGCAAGGACAAGAAGGAUCGCACCCCGCUGGUCGGCUGCUCACCCAACGAUAAUGUCGCCGAGUGUAUGAAGCUCAUUUUAUCGAAACUGUUGUAGACAGUUGUGGACAUGUUUCAAAUUUAAUGUUAUUAUUAUUUCAAAUGAUAAGUGCCUCAUGUGAAUGCUUGA
This is a messenger RNA of Sycon ciliatum, 3195 nucleotides long. Its product is annotated as serine/threonine-protein phosphatase 6 regulatory ankyrin repeat subunit A-like. The transcript has a single exon. NCBI's taxonomy places the organism in Eukaryota, Metazoa, Porifera, Calcarea, Leucosolenida, Sycettidae. The record is from RefSeq and is a predicted model, not a curated record. The coding region runs from base 235 to 3123 and encodes 962 amino acids. Gene Ontology annotation, molecular function: protein binding.